AUGCGUUGUUUUGUCACAGUUGGAAGUACAGAAUUUGAUGCAUUAAUACGUGUGGUAGUUGAACGGAAGUUUUUGGAAUCGUUGAAAGAAAUUGGUAUUACCGAUUUACUCAUACAAAUGGGCAAAGGUAAAAUAGAGCUUGAAAAAGGUAAUCAUUGUGGUAUAAAUAUCAAUUACUAUCGUUACAAAGAUGACAUUUUACAAGAUAUUGCUGAAGCAGACUUGGUAAUUGGACAUGCUGGUGCUGGAACAUGUCUUGAAGUGCUUCGAUAUAAGAAACCACUUGUGGUAGUGGUUAAUGAAGAGUUAAUGAAUAAUCAUCAGUGGGAACUUGCUGAACGCUUACAAGAAUUGGGCCAUAUUUUCUGCACCAGACCAAACGAUUUAGCUGAAGUUAUCAAAUCACCUGAAAUUUUCAAACGUAGACCAUUUGCAGGACCUGAUUAUUCAAAUUUAGCAAAUAUUAUUCUUAGACAUAUUGGAAUAGACAUAUAA
Brugia pahangi is the source of this 495-nucleotide messenger RNA. NCBI's taxonomy places the organism in Eukaryota, Metazoa, Nematoda, Chromadorea, Rhabditida, Onchocercidae. The record is from the annotation of a GenBank genome assembly.